This is a messenger RNA of Penicillium lagena, 672 nucleotides long. Its product is annotated as O-methyltransferase. Lineage: Eukaryota; Fungi; Ascomycota; Eurotiomycetes; Eurotiales; Aspergillaceae. The record is from RefSeq and is a predicted model, not a curated record. The coding region runs from base 1 to 672 and encodes 223 amino acids. The transcript has 2 exons. Gene Ontology annotation, molecular function: O-methyltransferase activity.
AUGGCUCCCUCUGCUUUGAUCGCCACCGAGCCCCUCCGCUCCUUCCUGCAAGCCCUACACGGCCAAUCUCUCACGCAAGAAGCAGGCGUGGAAUGGUCCACCCUGCCUCCGCAAACCAGCGAUGCCUUCGACGACAUCAUGCGCGACAAGUUCAUCGCACUUGACCAGGAUAAAGCCGAGCUGAUCUACCAUAUCCUGCGCAGCAUCAAGGCCACGACCGUCGUCGAGGCCGGGACUAGCUUCGGCGUGAGCACCAUCUACCUGGCCCUGGCAGCCGCGCAGAAUGCGCACGCUGAAGGUAAAACCGCCCAGGUGAUUGCCACUGAAAAGGAACCUUCCAAGGCAGCGCGGGCCCAGGAGAUCUGGGCACAGGCCGGGAAGGAGAUCAAGGGCGUGAUUGAUCUGCGCAUUGGCGAUUUGCGCGAGACUCUUACGAAGAAUCUCGGCGAGGUGGAUUUCCUGUUGUUGGACAUCUGGACACCUCUCGCGCUCCCCGCACUCCAGGCCGUACAGCCGCAUCUCCGGCGCGGGGCAGUCAUCAUGGCGGAUAAUACUCUCAAGGCUACCGCGGGCUACCAGGAUCUGUUCAACUACGUUGAUGCCGAGGGCAGUGGAUUUAAGAGAGUGACUCUGCCCUACGCUGGUGGACUGGAUAUGAUUGUCUAUCAGUAA